UUCGGAGACACUGACACUGACAGCUACACACACACACACACACGCACGCACGCGCGCGCGCGCUCUCUGGCUUCCUGUAUCACACCUUCACUGUGCAGUUUUUCAUCCCUGCGGCUUUUGAAAGUCAACUUCAGUCUCAGAUUAGAGUUAAAAUGCAGGCUAUAAAGUGUGUGGUUGUUGGAGACGGUGCUGUGGGUAAAACAUGUCUUCUGAUCAGUUACACCACCAACGCCUUCCCUGGAGAGUACAUCCCUACUGUGUUUGAUAAUUACUCAGCCAAUGUGAUGGUGGACAGCAAGCCUGUGAACCUGGGACUCUGGGAUACAGCAGGACAGGAGGAUUACGACAGGCUCCGCCCCCUGUCUUACCCACAAACGGAUGUGUUUCUCAUUUGUUUCUCCCUGGUCAGUCCAGCAUCAUUUGAGAACGUCAGAGCCAAGUGGUACCCGGAGGUGCGGCACCACUGCCCCUCGACACCCAUCAUCCUAGUGGGCACCAAGCUAGAUCUCAGGGACGAGAAGGAGACGAUCGAGAAGCUGAAGGAGAAAAAGCUGGCUCCAAUCACCUACCCACAAGGCCUGGCUCUGGCCAAGGAGAUCGAUGCAGUAAAGUACCUGGAGUGUUCAGCUCUGACCCAGCGUGGACUGAAGACAGUGUUUGAUGAAGCAAUCAGAGCUGUACUCUGCCCUCAGCCCACUAAAGUCAAAAAGAGCUCCUGCUCACUGCUCUGAGGUCUUCAGGAUUUGAUGAAAUGCUUCGAACAUCAACUUUAAACAUUAUGAUAUUGAGGAUCAGUCUGUAAAACUUCAGCUGGAGUUUUAUUAUAAGAAAAAGGCGCAUGUGACGUUUCAUUAAACAACAACUAUAAUAAUAAUAAUAAUAAUAAUAAUAAUAAUAAUAAUACAUAUUUAAACUUUAAUAGUGUUUAUUUCCAGAGCAGUAGUGUGUGUGUGUGUGUGUGUGUGUGUGUGUGUGUGUGUGUGUGUGUGUGUGCUUUUGGACUUGACCUGAUGUUGUGUUGUUGCUGUUCUGUGAUACAGAAUCCUGUUCGGUUGUUCGUAUGAAACGUGGCAUAGUUUAUUAACCAAGAAAAGAGUGUUUCUGUUUUUAAUCUCUGUAGGAAAUAUAAAAUAAUAAAGCUGAAAUAGGAGCCCAUAUGUGCACUCAUGGUUAUUAAAAUGUGUGCGAAAAUAAACGCCCCCUUGUUUUCCAUG
This is a messenger RNA of Silurus meridionalis, 1214 nucleotides long. RefSeq names its product Rac family small GTPase 2 (gene rac2). The record is from RefSeq and is a predicted model, not a curated record. Lineage: Eukaryota; Metazoa; Chordata; Actinopteri; Siluriformes; Siluridae. The coding region runs from base 153 to 731 and encodes 192 amino acids. Gene Ontology annotation, molecular function: GTP binding; GTPase activity. Gene Ontology annotation, biological process: small GTPase-mediated signal transduction. The transcript is spliced from 7 exons.